This is a messenger RNA of Anolis sagrei ordinatus, 3195 nucleotides long. The record is from RefSeq and is a predicted model, not a curated record. NCBI's taxonomy places the organism in Eukaryota, Metazoa, Chordata, Lepidosauria, Squamata, Anolidae.
CUCCUCCUCCUCUUCCUCCUGCUUCUACUCCUCCUCCUUUUCCACAUCCCUUCUUCGGAGAGGAGGAGGAGGAGCGAAGGCCCUUUUCGAACAGCCCGAGAACAGUUGUGCAGUUUGGCCACAGCCUCCGCCGCCAACUUCCCUUGCCGUGCGCUCUGGGAUGCGCAGACAAAGCCUGUGAGACUCCUCUCUGUGGGCCUCUUCCUCUUCGGCCACAACUUCUCCUUCUUGGUCCUUUGCUUUGGAUGCCCACAAGGAUCCCGGUCAACUCGUUCAGAUCCAUCUGGGAUUUGGAUUAUGUCCCGAAUCGAGUCCUUAACCAGGUCCAGGACCGGCUCCAAGGAGAACGUGCUCAAGAACAAAGAAAAAGAAAGGAUGAAGGAGGGCAAGGAUAAAGAUGCCCGCUAUACCAACGGGCACCUCUUCACCUCCAUCACUGUCUCCGGCAUGACCAUGUGCUUCGCCUGCAAUAAAAGCAUCACCGCCAAGGAGGCCUUGAUUUGUCCCACUUGCAAUGUCACCAUUCACAACCGCUGCAAAGACACCCUCCCCAACUGCACCAAAGUCAAGCAGAAGCAGCAGAAGGCCGCCUUCCUCAAGAACAAUUCCGCCCUUCAGACGGUCUCCUUGCGGAGCAAACCGUCCAACCGGGAGCGCCCCAAUUCGGCCAUCUAUCCCUCGGAGAGUUUCCGCCAGACCCUGCUGGGAUCCCGCCGGGGCCGGCCCACUUUGUCUCUCUCCAAAAGCGUUUCCACCACAAACAUUGCAGGGAACUUCAACGAUGAGGCUCCGCUGGGCCUCCGAAGGAUCCUGUCCCAAUCCACCGAUUCCCUAAAUAUACGCAAUCGGACUCUCUCUGUCGAGUCGCUCAUCGAUGAAGGAGCUGAAGUCAUCUAUAACCAGCUGAUGAGCGACUUCGAGAUGGACGAGAAGGAUUUCGAAGCCGAUUCCUGGAGUCUGGCCGUCGACAAUACCUUCCUGCAGCAGCACAAGAAGGAAGUGAUGAAGCGCCAAGACGUCAUUUACGAGUUGAUCCAGACGGAGCUGCACCACGUCCAGACCCUGAAGAUCAUGGCCAACCUCUUCCGCAAGGGGAUGCUGGAGGACCUCCAGAUGGACGCAGCCGUGGUGCAGAGCAUGUUCCCCAGCCUGGACGAGCUCAACGAGAUCCACGACCGGUUCCUCGUCCAGCUUCUGGAGCGCCGCAAAGAAUCGCUCGCCGCGGACAGCAACAAGAACUUCGUCAUCAACCGGUUGGGAGACAUCCUGGUCCAGCAGUUUUCUGGCUCCAAUGCCGAGCAAAUGAAGAAGGCCUACUCGGAGUUUUGCAGCCGCCACACCAAAGCCGUCAAAGUUUACAAAGAGCUCCUCGCCCGGGACAAGCGGUUCCAGCAGUUUAUCCGGAGGCUGACGCGGUUAUCGGUGCUGCGGAGGCACGGCAUGCAGGAAUGCAUCCUCCUGGUCACACAACGCCUCACCAAAUACCCCGGGCUUGUGGACCGGAUCCUGCAGAACUCCAAAGGGAACGAAGCUGACCAGCAUGAUCUGAGCACGGCGCUGACGCUGGUGAAGGACCUCAUCAAGGACAUCGACCAAGAGGUCCAUGACUACGAGAAGAGCACGCGGCUGCAGGAGAUCUAUGCGCGAGUGGACGGGCGCGCCAAGGCUUCCUUGCCCUGGGAACACGGCUUCUUUGGGAAGGACGAAAUGCUGCGGCGCAAGCUGGUCCAUGACGGGUGCAUGCUCUGGAAGACGGCCACCGGGCGCUUCAAAGAUGUCCUGGUGGUCUUGAUGACGGAUGCUCUCAUCUUCCUCCAGGAGAAGGACCAAAAGUACACUUUCCCAACUUUGGACAAGCCAGCAGUCAUCUCCAUCCAAAACCUGAUCGUCCGAGACAUUGCCAACCAAGAGAAGGGCAUGUUCCUCAUCAGCAACACGCCUCCAGAGAUGUACGAGGUCCACACGGCCUCCCGUGACGACCGCAACACUUGGAUGAGGCAAAUCCAGCAGGCCGUCAAGCUUUGCCCCGACCGAGUGGAUUUCCCGCUCAUCGAGUCGGAAAAUGACGCUUCCCUGCGGAAACUGAAAGACAAGAUCCAACAGCACGACCGGGAAAUCGCAGAGCUCCUGGAGCAGAAAGUGGGCUUCUUUGCCGAACUCGUGGCUCUCCAGAGCGGCAGCGAGGAGGGACCCGCAUCCGGCGCAAACCCUCGCUCCCUUUUCCGCACGGAAUCGUCGGAUGCACCUCACGGCGAAAAGCUCAUCCAGGAGGCGGUCAAGGAAGUGGAACUUCUCAAAGACUUCUUUUUGGGACCCAACUGGGACCGAGACCAAAACCACGCUCCCAAUGGCUGCCCCAAUAACGCCGCAAAUGGGGAAACCGGGAACGUCAACGGCUCACUUGAAUUCCCGAGGGCUGAGUCCGAGUCCAACCCGCGGGAUGGGAACGGAAACCAGCUGAAUCAGAAAGGACCUCAAGAGGAAGUGUUGCAGCGGCUCCGAACUCUCUAUUCUCUUUUGCACGGACUUCAGGGUGUCGUAGCCCACCAGGAUACCCUUUUAGAAAUGCAGUGCCAAGAGGCCAGCGAACGGCGCGAACGGCUGAACCGGACCAACUCUCGCAAGGAGGGCUCUUCAUCCGCUUCCUCGCAAGCCACGGACCUUUCGCUGCUGCAGAAGCAGCACACCCUCCUGCAGGAGGAGCUGAGCCGGUGCCGGCAGCUGUGCCAAGAGAAGACCCAAGAAGUGGCGGCGUUGGAGGCCCGGCUGCGGGAGAGUGAGGCGGAGAGGCUUCGGCAAGAGCGGGAGGCCGAAGAGGCGCGGCAGAAAUUGGCCUCCCUCCGGCAACCCCUUGAGGCGAUGGCAUGGUUUUGGAAGGGCGGCGAGCCCCGGAGGCGUAGUCUGCCCGCUGGCGAUGCUCUGUACCAAAGCUUCACCCCACCGCCGGCCCGAUCCGGCGAUGUCCUCUCCCCUGGUUGCCACUCUGUGCAUCGGACCUUUGCCGCCUGCCAGCGCGAUGAAGCGGCGUACCACGGGGUGCCCCUCCGGCUGCAGGAGGGCGACCCGGAGCUGGGGGCGGUUUCGGAGGAAGAGGGCCUGAUCCACCCCCAGUCACCCCCUCCCAGCCCACGAGGUGGGUCACAAUGCCUCUCCCUUUGUGUGUGUUCAGUGCUCAUCUGACACAAUAUGGGAAUU